AUGUACAAAAGGGGAAAGAGUGGGAGUGAAAAACGUAAGAGGCAAAGAGAAAAACAAUGUUCCAGGGAGUUGAUGAUGGCAAAAAUACCCAAAUUACAAGACUUAUUUAAACCGAAAAAUGAAAAAUCCGAUGAUAUGAACCAAACUGAAAGUUUUUUCUGUACUUCGAGCGGUAUUUCCACUCAAGAAAUAAAUGACGUUAUCGUCAGUGACGUGCGAGAGCAGGAAAAAGAUGACACGUUGCCAGCCACAAGCAUGCAAUUGGACAAGAACGAAUCGAAUUCCAAUGAGGAAUCUUUGAAAUCGGAAACAGAGGUAUGUAAUAUAGACAGAAACGAUCCAGCAACUUGGAUAAUCAAUGAGUCGACAGUUGAAUAUAUUUGCAUGAACGGAUAUGAUCAAAACAUUGAAGGUGAUUUUUCAAAAUCUUCAGAAAUUUAUUCAACAUCAUACAACGAAAAUGUGAAGAGAUCAUGUUCGAAGAACAUAUUUCUUAGACGAAAAUUGAAUGGAGAGAGAGUUACCCGAAAAUGGCUAGUAUAUUCUCCAUCUACAGGCAAGCUAUUUUGUGUCCCAUGCAAAUUGUUUUCAAAUUAUUCAUCAAAUGAAAGUAAAUUCGCAAAGGAUGGGUUUUGUGAUUGGAAAAAUGUGACAACACGUGUUUCUGAACAUGAGAACACUUCUCAACAUCGAACAUCAUGCUUCAAAUUGAGUGCACGUGGUAAAUCUAGUCAAAGGAUCGACCAUCAUAUUUGCGAACAAAUCGAGGAAGAAAAAAAAUAUUGGCGGGAGGUUUUGAAAAGGGUAGUGGCCACUGUCCAAAUGCUGACUGCUCGCGGCUUGGCUUUCAAAGGUACCAAUCAGAGUUUGGGGUCACCAGAAAACGGUAAUUUCUUGGGAUGCAUUGAACUGAUUGCCCAAUUCGAUCCCUUUUUAGCGAGUCAUUUAUCAGAAUAUGGCAAUAGGGGUAAAGGAAAUGUAUCAUAUCUAUCGGCAAACAUUUGCGAUGAAUUCAUUCAACUCAUGGCAGAUGAAGUUAUGAAUGUCAUUAUCGGGGAAAUAAAAAUGGCCAAAUAUUUUUCUAUCAGCGUUGACUCAACUCCAGAUAUCUCCCACUUCGAUCAAUUGACUUUCAUCAUAAGAUAUGUUCAAUUAAAUGGAAUACCAACAGAAAGGUUCAUUUGUUUCAUACAGAAUGUUGGUCAUAAAUCAGAAUCCAUAACCGAUUGUAUUUUAUCGUUCCUUGCCGAAAAAAAUAUAAACAUAAAGUUCUGCCGUGGCCAAAGUUACGACAACGCAAGUAAUAUGUCCGGCGUUUAUACUGGAGUACAAGCCCGUAUAAAAGAAGUUAAUCCAUUGGCUCAAUAUGUUCCGUGUUCCGCACAUUCCUUGAACUUAGUUGGUACAUGCGCUGCUGAAUCUUGUCCAGAGGCAGUGAACUAUUUCAGUUUACUUCAAGAACUAUACAAUUUUUUCAGUGCAUCAACCCAUAGAUGGGAAAUAUUAGAUGAACAUUUGAAACAAAAUUGUAGAUCAACUUCUCUGAAAAAUCUCUCAAAAACCCGCUGGUCAGCUCGUGCUGAUGCCUGUCGAUCUCUAGCUAUAUCAUAUAGAGAGAUUUAUAAUGCAUUGAAUACCAUAGGCAAUGAUGUGAAAGAAAAAUCUAUGGCACGUGUUGAAGCAAAUAACUUGGCUAAAAAAUUAGACCGAUUGGAAACUGCUUUGAUGACUACCAUUUGGAGUAAUAUUUUGAAAAGAUUCGACCAAACAAACAAGAAACUGCAAAGUUCUGACAUUGAUAUAGAUAACGUUGUUCAUUUAUAUAAUUCACUGAGCAACUACAUAUUGUCGAUGCGCGAUGAUUUUCGAAUUUAUGAAGAAGCAGCAAAAGAUAUAUCCACUACCACUGAAACGAGAUAUGAGAAGGACUUCAAACGGAAAAAAGUGAUGAAUAAAAAGAACGAAGACAGAACGUCUUCAGAAGAUGCCGCUCUAGCCAUGGAUGGAAGCCAGUAUUUUAAAACAAAUACUUUCUAUGUUAUAGUUGAUACUUUGUGGGCAGAACUAGAACGAAGGGGAGCUGCAUAUAGAAAUCUAGACAAGAAAUUCAGUUUUUUAACUAAAUUAGAUUUGAAUACUGAAUUGAUUAGAACAUGUGCAAAGACAUUGAUAAAUAUAUAUAACGAAGACUUGGAGCCCGAAUUUGAAGAAGAAUGUAUACAUUUAAAAGAAUAUUUGAAUACCUUGGAAAAAGUAUCACUGACCUUCAGAAAUCUCUGGGAUUUAUUGAAAGACUCUGACAUAAGACAGGGUGAUCCGGAUAUACAAACAUCAUCAGUUGCUUCACCUAUUUUCAAAGUAAUACCGAAGAUAACAGUACAUAAUGUUACGAUUCUUAAACCAUCAAUUGAAGCACAACCAAGCAAUAAUGGAGGUGUAGAGAUUCAUCAAUUGCAGGGUGAACAUUUAAAAACACCAUCAAUUGAUGCUCAAACCAGCAAAGGAGAUUUGGAAACAUCUCCAUUGGAUAGUCGAAAUGUAUUCGAUAUGACUAACAGUGAGAUCGAACAGUUAGCCACGUUUAUGGGACAUACAGUAGAUGUGCAUAGUAAGGUAUAUAGAUUACCAGAUGAUGUCUACCAAACAGCAAAGAUUGCUAAACUAUUGAUGUUGAUGGAGAGAGGGGAUGCUGGAAAGUAUAAAGGGAAAUCAUUGGAAGACAUAGACAUAAAUAUGGAUGAAGAAAUAGGAUUACAAGAGGACAUGUCAGCUAACAACUGUCUCGAUGGUUCAGAUGACGAGGUGGAUUUGUCACAUGAAAUUGCGGAUAGUGAAGUAUUCCAUGACGAACCGUUAUUGCCAAAGCCAUCAACACCAUCAAAAUAUAAACCGAAACGGGUGCUUGUUCCGUGGACAACACAGCAGAAAAAAAUCGUGUUAGAUUUUUUCAAAAAUCAUAUCAAACAUAAUCGACCACCGAAGAGGAACGAGUGUGAGGAGUUGCUAACAAAAUAUCCUGAUCUACUGAGUAAUAAAUCAUGGACAAAGAUAAAAGUGUUUGUCCAAAAUGUAUACACUAAAAAGUCCCAAUACUAG
This is a messenger RNA of Phaedon cochleariae (mustard beetle), 3096 nucleotides long. NCBI's taxonomy places the organism in Eukaryota, Metazoa, Arthropoda, Insecta, Coleoptera, Chrysomelidae. The record is from the annotation of a GenBank genome assembly.